AUGGCGUCCGCCGCCCGCAAGCGCGCCCGCACCGCCGGCGCGGACGGCGAAUUGGACGGCGGGGCUGUGGCGGUCGCGGAUGGCUUCGAGGCGCCCCUCUUUGGCGUGCGCGUCGUCGGCCAGGUCACCACGCUGCCGCUCGAGGGCGAGGACGGCCCCCUGGCAUUGGACGACGUGACUGGCGUUGUGAGCGUCGCGCGGGCGCCUGCCGGCCUCCGCGGCAUCGCCAUUAGCCCAGACGGCAGCGCGCUGUUUGCGGCGGACUUUGGCGGCCGCAAGAUCCUACAGGUGGAGGUGGCGACUGGCACGGUGACCACCCUUGCGGGCAGCGGCACUCCCGGCAGCGCGGACGGCGUGGGCGGCGCGGCGCAGUUCUUCUGCCCACACGGCGUCGUCAUCAGCCCUGACGGCAGCGCUCUGUUUGUGACAGACUGGGGCGGCGACAAGAUCCGGCGCGUGGAGGUGGCGACGGGCGCGUUCAAACACCCAUGCGGCGUCGCCAUCAGCCCGGACAGCAGCGCUCUGUUUGUGGUGGACCGCUUCAACCACAAGAUCCGCCGGGUGGAGGUGCUGGCGACUGGCGCGGUGAUCACGGUGGCGGGCAGCGGCACCUAUGGCUUCUCUGAUGGCAUGGGCGGCGCGGCGCAGUUCUACUACCCAUGCGGCGUCGCCAUCAGCCCCGACGGCAGCGCGCUGUUCGUUGCGGACGACGACAACCACAAGAUCCGACGGGUCGAGGUGGCGACGGGCGCGGUGACGACUGUCGCGGGCAGCAGCACCGAGGGCAGUGCCGAUGGCGUGGGCGCUGUGGCGCAGUUCCACAACCCACUCGGCGUCGCCAUCAGCACCGACGGCAGCGCUCUUCUGGUUUGCAGCGCGGAUGACGGUGGCCUCCGCCAGGUCUGCGUGUUGGCGCCUCCUCCGCCUCCCACCUUCGCGCCGAUCGUGGUGCCGCCCUCGACCCUCGCGGCAGACCUCGGACAGAUGAGCGGCGACGCCUCCCUCCCAGAAGGCAAGGUCACCUUCAUCGUCGGCGAUGACGAGGAGCGCGUCGAGCACGUGAGCAAGAACCUGCUCUGCAUUCGGUCCGUGUUCUUUCGGACCAUGUUCGGCAUCGGCAUGAAGGAGCGCGACGCCGCGUCACGGGCGCAGCGCGCGCUCGACCUGCGGCAGCUGGCUGACUCAGGCUUCGACAGGCUGACUCAGGUAACCUGCGCGCACGGGGAAGCUUCGCGGGUUCAAGUCGUCAAACAUUAA
Emiliania huxleyi CCMP1516 is the source of this 1257-nucleotide messenger RNA. RefSeq lists its product as hypothetical. The transcript is spliced from 4 exons. Bases 1 to 1257 code for a protein of 418 amino acids. The record is from RefSeq and is a predicted model, not a curated record. Lineage: Eukaryota; Haptophyta; Isochrysidales; Noelaerhabdaceae.